Messenger RNA from Cetraspora pellucida, 579 nucleotides. The record is from the annotation of a GenBank genome assembly. Lineage: Eukaryota; Fungi; Glomeromycota; Glomeromycetes; Diversisporales; Gigasporaceae.
CAAGUUUUACUUACCUUAGUUAUUAUAAGCAUAUCUAAAAAGUUAGUUAUUUUAGAAGAUGAAUCUUUGUCUACUAAUAGUAAUAUUGAAUUAAUGCAUAAAAAUAAUGUUGAAACAGCUAAUUUUGGCUAUUUGCCAGUAAAAUUGUUAAAGUUUUUAUGUUAUGAAAUGGGUGUUUCUGAGUCAGGCUCAAAGCAGAAUUUAGUAGAUCAUUUAGUUAAUAAAAGUCAAAAGAAGCUUGUUUUGCUAGCUUUAAAUACUUCUGGUAAAAACAAAGAGGUUGAUGUUGAUAAUGGUAUAAAGAAGAUACUUAGAAAAAAUAAUAAGUUGAACUUCAAGUCAGAGAAAGCUUUUGCUAAUGUUUUCAAUAAGGUCUCAGAAACAGUCAAGAAUUUUGAAAUAAAAGAAUAUAAUAAUCAAUUUUCAUUGCAUUUGCUCCUUUUAGCAACCGAAGCAUCUUGCAAUUGGGAUAUUAAGAAGGCAGGUUUGUUGUUAGAUAAAGCUCUUGCUACAGGUGAUGCUGAAUAUGUACAACUGGCUAGACAAGGGCAUUUAAAAGGACCUAUAUUGUUAGAAUAG